AUGAUGCGAAAUGGGGAUGACUUGGAAGACGAUUUCGUCGUCGACGACCUCGUUGCUCUUUCAGAAGAAGAGGUCGACUCUCCGGAUCUUGACGACGAAUUCGUAGCAGACGACCACGAUGCAAGCCCGCCCACCACUACCAACGACCAACCCUCCCAAGCCGCCGCAUCUAAAAAGCGAAAAAGGAGAGAGAAGGAGAAAGAGAGGAAGAAACGAAAAUUAGCAGAAACACAGGAUCCCAAACUCACCCAGACAGUGGCUCUCCAAUCGCCAGAGAAAUUGGCAGAAUACCUCGCUUCUAUGCAAAAGAGAACCUUCAAAGACAUGUCCGACCUUGAGUUGGAAGACCUUCGAAUACCUGCCUCUGCGAUCGCGGAUACUUCAAUGUGGACAGGCCCCCGUACUUUGGAUCAUUUGGUGGACUUCAUCAUCAAAGUUCUUCCCAACCUCAAAACACGAUUAUCUCAACGUCCGAAGUCUACUGGCUCGCCCACGCUACUAUUCCUCACUUCGGCAGCCCUUCGCGUUGCUGAUGUUUCUCGAAUUCUGAAAGACAAACGUCUGCGUGGGGAGAAGGGAGGGGAGGUUGCCAAACUGUUCGCCAAGCACAUAAAGCUUGCUGAACAUGUCACAUACCUGCGGAGAACUCGAGUUGCCGCUGCUCCUGGCACGCCAGGACGAAUAGGAAAGCUCUUGUGCGAAACAGAAUCAAUAUCCGUUUCCCAACUCACCCACAUCAUUCUCGAUAUCACAUUCCGCGAUAGCAAGAAUAGGAAUCUCCUUGACAUUCCGGAGACCCGGGACGAGGUCUUCAAGACGGUGUUGGGAGCGCCGAAGGUGCUGAAGGCCAUCAAAGACGGCAAGGUGCAGGUCGUUCUCCUUUGA
Coprinopsis cinerea okayama7#130 is the source of this 885-nucleotide messenger RNA. RefSeq lists its product as hypothetical. The transcript is spliced from 5 exons. Lineage: Eukaryota; Fungi; Basidiomycota; Agaricomycetes; Agaricales; Psathyrellaceae. The coding region runs from base 1 to 885 and encodes 294 amino acids. The record is from RefSeq and is a predicted model, not a curated record. Gene Ontology annotation, cellular component: 90S preribosome; nucleus.